CAGCCACAGGAGUACCGCACUGAGAAGCCAAAGCCAACCCUGAUGGCAAUUGCAGCUACAUGGUGGAAGCAGCAGAAAUUCGAGUUUCAGCAGCAGAAAUGGAAAGGGAAAUUGGAGUUUCAGAAAGAGUUUCAGAAAGGGGAGUUCGAGUUUCUGAAAGAGUUUCAGAGACGGAAAUUGGAGUUUGAGAAAGCGUUAUUGGAGUUUCAGAAAGGCGAGUUCGAGUUUCAGAAAGAGUUUCAGAGACGGAAAUUGGAGUUUGAGAAAGCGUUAUUGGAGUUUCAGAAAGAGUUUCAGAGACGGAAAUUGGAGUUUGAGAAAGGGAAAUUCGAGUUGAAGAAAGCGGGGCUGGAGUUGGAGGAUAAAAAAGAAGAAGAGGAGAGGAGGAGGAUAGAAACAGUCAUAAAAAAUGCUCAUACCAUUUUCGACAUGGAGAAGUUCUCUGACAGUGAAGCUGCUGACUUCAUCAAGCUUGUACUGGAUAAGUGGAGUCCUUUGCAUCAACUCCUGCAUGGCAAUACUGAUUUGCAUGCAAUCCGGUGGAGAUCGUUUCUGCCCAAACCGCUUGCAUUUGGAGGUCGAUAUGUGCUCGACACACUUAACCAAGAGGGAAUCAAAGGCUGGGACCGGAUCAGAAAAGAUGUUUGUGCAGACUAUAAGGGAAGAGGCUUUGAACAUUUACAAGUUUCAUAUGUGGAAGGAACGGAGCCUGACCAGCUUGGCGGGAAGAGCAUGUAUGCCUCUGAUGAGGCUCAGGCAAAUGUCGGAGUCGAACACUACGCUGCCUGUGGCCUUUGUUUUGCAGUGCUGUUGGAAAGUAUUUUUCGGGUCCUUGACAAAGACAAAGCUCUGCCUAGAAUUUCGGUCAAGGUUCUGGUUCCAGUUCAGACAUCAAACGGGAAGCGAAUUCCGCACGUAGAGGUUGAAGUUGAAAGGUCGAGUUCGAGGUGCAGGUUCCUAAUAGAGCUGAAGAGUCUGAAGCGGAAGGGUGAUGACAUUCAGGAGGAGACCAGGGCGAAGAGAAGCAGGGUGCCGUCUUCUGAUCAGAAAAGCGACGAAAGCGACGAAAGUGAGGAGAACAACAGCAUGAGCAAGAAAAAGCAGCGUAUUGUUCCCAGCGACGAUAGUCGGGAGCUUCUCAGCCCGCUUCUACAAACGGCUCGAGGCCAAAUUGGUGAAAUUCACAUGGCAAGGCAGUCUCACAACAGGGUUCAGAGCGGGUUUGUAUCCAGCGGCGUGCAUGUUAUAACCGUCCGGACUGACUCCACCAAAUCCGAAGAUCAUUUCAAAGCCAGCCGGGUACUGAAAAUCGUGGAGGGUAGCGACAUAAAGAUAGGAGAGGCCAGGAGUUUAGAUAUGGAUUCAAGGGGGGUCGAUCAAGUCCUCAAAGAGGUAGUUAUUGCUCUGAUCAAAGCCGGGUUCCUGCCACAGAGUCUGCUUCAAGGUGAUGCUAGUGGUGCUGCCGGGUUGAGAACAGAGAGAAUGGAAGUAAGUGUUGAUGAAGAGCAGCUAGUUCAACCGGUUAAGGCUGAGGCAGCUGAGAAAGAGCAUCGGUAUCUAUUCCCCGUGACAAUCCAUGGAUCGAGAUUGAAAGCCUGGAUUAAAGCAGCAACAGUAGAUGACCGGUACAAGCAGGUUCAGCGAGAGCUUUUAAUUCGUCAGUAUCUGUGUCCAGAGGACUCUGUGAAGGCGAGGGCAGUAGUCUGGAGGGGGGUUCCUGCGUUACUCUUGGAAGAUGCGGGGCACAAAAUCAACAGAGACACAAUGACGCCUGAAGACGUUUUCCAUAUGACAAAGGCCAUUUAUAUGGUACUUUCUCAUGUGUAUGGCGAGCAUGGGAUUUCGCACAACGAUGUUGCACCCCGCAACAUCUGCCGAGACGAAAAUGGACGUUACCGACUUAUUGACUGGGGAUUAGCCAGCCGGCUGCCCGAUAUUGAUCAUCCCACCAAUGUACCUGAUUGGCUUUAUUCAGGUACUUGCUUUUUUUCUGGAAGUCAAACUCCAGGAAUCCAUUCCGAUUUAGAAAGCCUUGUGUAUGUGGCACUGGACUGUCUGCAUGUACCAUUGCCAUGGGUAAAUGCGGCCAAUGGUUCCGAUGUUAUUAAGAUCCGCAGAAGAUUUCGGAGCAGCUUGAACUCCCCAGUGUUGAACGCCUUGUAUCUACCACUCCUCAAAGCAUGGUUAGAGCUGGAGAUCUGAAUACCCUAUGAUUAUAACAAAAACGUCUUAACUUGACUACUCACCUUUCUACAAAGAUGUCUUUCAACCCUGAACUAACAGUUGCAGCUCCUCUGAUGGCUGGUAAAUAGUAGGUAGCCCAAACUUUCAU
This is a messenger RNA of Selaginella moellendorffii, 2332 nucleotides long. RefSeq lists its product as uncharacterized. The transcript has 3 exons. Gene Ontology annotation, biological process: protein phosphorylation. The coding region runs from base 43 to 2202 and encodes 719 amino acids. Gene Ontology annotation, molecular function: protein kinase activity; ATP binding. The record is from RefSeq and is a predicted model, not a curated record. NCBI's taxonomy places the organism in Eukaryota, Viridiplantae, Streptophyta, Lycopodiopsida, Selaginellales, Selaginellaceae.